Messenger RNA from Platichthys flesus (European flounder), 2314 nucleotides. It is a transcript of the gene lyve1b, whose product is annotated as lymphatic vessel endothelial hyaluronic receptor 1b. The record is from RefSeq and is a predicted model, not a curated record. The coding region runs from base 35 to 1051 and encodes 338 amino acids. Gene Ontology annotation, biological process: cell adhesion. The transcript is spliced from 6 exons. NCBI's taxonomy places the organism in Eukaryota, Metazoa, Chordata, Actinopteri, Pleuronectiformes, Pleuronectidae. Gene Ontology annotation, cellular component: plasma membrane. Gene Ontology annotation, molecular function: hyaluronic acid binding; transmembrane signaling receptor activity.
UCCUUGCAGUUAUACUUGUUUUUUAACACAAAACAUGGCAAGACUUUGGAUUUUGACUCAGUUAUUACUGGUGUGUUUUGCAGCCUCUUUUCUUUUCUCUGAGUCCAAUGUGAUGAGAGCAGCUACUCACAGUCCCAGAGUUGCCGGGGUCUUCCUGCUCAUCGAAGGAGGAACGUACACUUUGAACUUCACUUCUGCCAGAGCUGCCUGCUUGUUACUGAACGUAACCAUAGCGACCAAAAACCAAAUGGAGCGAGCGUUGCAGCGGGGACUGGAAAUGUGCAAAUAUGGCUGGAUUGCAGAACAGAUUGGAGCCAUCCCACGGAUUAUAUCUGACAAUAACUGUGGACGGGGCAAAACUGGGUUGGUGCUGUGGUCGGCAAGUCCAGAUAAAGCGUUUGGUGUUUUCUGCUUCAAUGCCUCAGCAGAUUCAGAGGAAACUCAGAGUACGACAAAAGCCGUCCCCAGAACCUCCACAUCUCCAACCAUGCUGACUUCACUGACUCAAACCCCAACACCUACCACACCUACAGUUAAAUCAACAACCAGGGCUCCAUCUUCAAGAAAGCCCAAAACAACAAAAUCCCCUGAGCAGACAUCUGCUUCUGCUCUCCUGGUCAAGACAAUCCCUUCUACUAGGAUGUCCUCCACCUCCACUUCUCUCGAUUCUUUCUCCACCCAUAUUCCCACAUCUCUCUCUCACCUCAUCAGCUCAAAACCAACAGUCCACACUGUUGCUCAGUCUGCCAGUUCUGCAAAAACUUCUCUCGGAGUUGUGUCAACAGCCCUCAUCAUACUUGCCGUCAUUCUCUUACUUCUGGCAGCAGCAGGUGCUACGUGGUACUACAAACUGAACCCAUCUUGUUGUCCAGGGCAGCAGAAAGAUGACAUAGAGACAGAGAUGUGGAAGCAUACAGACAGUGAAUUGGACCUGCGGAGUCAACAUGGAGCAGAGGAUGAUGAUGGAUAUGAAGAACCAGACAGGAAGUACUCCAGUGAUAUCACGCUGUGUGUGAAUCCAGACAUCAAAAAUCAAAUGCAUGGGCAAUAAUACCCAAAUGUUUAAAAAAAGUUUUAUACAGACUCGAAGAUGGUUUAUUUCCUAAAGGGUUUGAUGGUUUUUUUGACUUUUCAAUGUGAUUGUAAAUAUUGUACAUCUUAUAAGAGCUUUUUCGUCUAAACUUACUUUUACUUAGAUUGGUGAGAUGCAGUAACUCAGAUCGACUUAGUUUUUUUUUUUAUCAAACGGUGCAUUUUUUUCCAUUAGAAAUCAAGAGUGGCCACAGGUCAGCCAUCACAUUCCUAAAAAAUGUGCAGGUUUGGUUUGCAGGUGAAACUGCAUAGAUGCAAUUACGGCAAGAACACAAUUAGCAGUAAUAAAAGACAUUAAAGAAGUACUUAUAUGUUUUAAUAGUUUAAUUACCCCAGAAAGAGGCGUGCAUAUGGAAUUAUAUAUUGGUAUAUAGCAGAUGAAAUUACAAGUUAUGACAGAUACGGACAUAACCAAGAAUAAAUAUUUGGAGAAACAGGAUUGCAGUGCCUCCAUCCGUUGGACACAGGGGCUUAUUGAAUGUUUUGAUGAUAUAAAAAUGAUAUGACCCAUAUGCUAUGGCCUUCACUGUCACCACAUCCAAACCCAUGGAGAACUUUCCACCCGAUGUGUUAGAUAGUGCCCUGCACCACCAUCAUCAGGACAGUAAUUGAGGAAAUGUGUUUCAUCUCACCAAUGGAGUUCAGAGUUUUUUGGAGAGAUUCCAGUUGCAGUGAAGCUGCUCUGGCAGUGUGUGUAGAAUCAAACACCUACUUAUACAAGUUAUGUAGGCUUUUAUUUCAUUUGUCCCUUAUGAUCCAUAUGUAUUGUGGAAACUUGAAGUGUCUAGUGCACACACUUGCAGAAAGGAUAUUAUCAGUGAUGUAUGGUAUCUGCACAUUUACAGUGAACAUUAUUUUGUAGAGUCUGGGGUUUUAAUGGAGGGAAAAAAGUCAUCUAUUUCUGUAAUACCUCAACCAAAGCAGGUUUUGUUUUCACCUCUUUCCAUUGUUUUCUUGGGUGGUUUAUAAACAGGAUUACGCAAACAGCUAUUGGACAGAUUAUCCUAAAUAUGGUGGGAGGAUGUGGUAUGUAUGGGUCAGGGAAGAACCCAUUACAUUUUGGUAUGGACCCAAGGAUUUUGGACAAAGAGUACAUCUUUCAACAUUUUCUUUAUGCUCUCAGAGAGUUAUUAAUGGAUGUUGAUUGAUAAAAUCUGUUAUGAUCAGGAGAUUAAUGUUCAAGUGUGUGUGCAAGAUCCAAAUAAAAUCUGGAUCUAGUGAA